UGAAAAAUUCAAACUACCGUCCUUGACCUUCCACCCACAACACUGUGGCACGGGCACCCACCCACGACACGAUGCCUCUGUUACAAAGCAGAGACCUUUUUUCAAAAAAGAAAAACAGUAAGGGCGCGUUUGGGUAAAUCAAAUCAAAUAUUAUUAUGUCCAUGGGCAACGAUACAACCUGGGUUGGUAAAAAGCCCAUCAGACGCAUCGGUGGCAUGUCCGAUGCCCUCUCCAUCGCUGCCGAUCUCGGAUUUUCUGUUGCCUCUCCCCCUUCUCAGGAACAGCUUGAGAAGUUAUCCACCACAAGUGGCGAAAAGGGUGAUGACUUAAUUAGAGUUUUAAGGGAACUAACUGCAGUCCAAAGAAAAAUAGCUGAUCUACAAGUAGAACUUCAGGGUCGCAAGGAUGACAAAAAUGUGGCGCAUUUGACGCAUGUCAGUGAAAUGGAAAAGAAGAUUGACACAUUAUCAAGGAUUACUACCAUACUGAAGGAUGUCAUUCAUAAUAAGGAUCGCAUUAUAGCUCGUCUUCAACAACCAUAUUCACUGGAUUGCAUACCAGUAGAAGCAGAAUACCAGAAACAAUUUUCAGAAUUGCUGAUGAAGGCCGCUGGUGAUUAUGGUGCUUUGACAGCUUCAGCUGCAGAUUUCCAAUGGAGCCAGAACUUUAAGGAGUCUCCUUCAGUGUGGGGGGAAAUGUUACGUCCUAUUCCUGUUGCUUUAGCAUCCUGCACUCGAUUCUUUGAAGCCAUGUCUGCCAUGAGAGAAUCAUUUGCUACCCUUCAAAAUUUGAGAGUUGGCCAUUUAGGUAAAGAUUCUUCAGAGAGAGUAUUUGGGGAUUCACACUGUGUGACUCCUCCCUGGAGAAAUGACUCAAGCUUUGAUGACUUGGCAAUGAAAACUGUGAGGAGACAAGAACUUGAGCGGCAAGAAGCAUGUGAUGGAAGUGGUGAUGGAGGUGGCGUUCAUCAAGUCGAUGACACAAGCCAUAGGAGAUUAUCUUGGCCUCCAUCUGUUAAACACAAUGGUAUAUAAUCAAAACAAUGUCAUUCAUGACAAGUUUUCUUAGAUUGUAUUCUACGUCAGAGCAUUUUCAUUGCAAGGAAAUCCUCCUUGAUACUUCAUUAUACCAUUAAAACACACAAUUUGUCAUUCUGGCUUGUUUCUCAAUCGUUAUAUCGUUAUGAACUA
Messenger RNA from Populus trichocarpa (black cottonwood), 1190 nucleotides. RefSeq names its product AUGMIN subunit 2. The record is from RefSeq and is a predicted model, not a curated record. Gene Ontology annotation, biological process: microtubule organizing center organization; spindle assembly; microtubule nucleation. Lineage: Eukaryota; Viridiplantae; Streptophyta; Magnoliopsida; Malpighiales; Salicaceae. The transcript has 6 exons. Bases 156 to 1034 code for a protein of 292 amino acids. Gene Ontology annotation, cellular component: mitotic spindle microtubule.